This is a messenger RNA of Neohortaea acidophila, 1782 nucleotides long. RefSeq names its product lysophospholipase. Gene Ontology annotation, cellular component: cytosol; intracellular membrane-bounded organelle. Lineage: Eukaryota; Fungi; Ascomycota; Dothideomycetes; Mycosphaerellales; Teratosphaeriaceae. The transcript has 3 exons. The annotation marks the transcript as partial. Gene Ontology annotation, molecular function: A2-type glycerophospholipase activity. Gene Ontology annotation, biological process: glycerophospholipid catabolic process. The record is from RefSeq and is a predicted model, not a curated record.
GUCGAACUGCUAGCCCGCGCAUUGCCCGCCAACGCCCCGCAUGGCUACACCCCUCAAACCAACGCGUGCCCCUCCACUCUACCAAAGAUCAGAGCAGCGUCAUCGCUGUCUUCGCAGGAGACAUCAUGGCUCUCGACCCGCCGAAAGGCCAUUCGUACCCCCAUGAAGAACCUGCUUCAGCGCAUCAACAUCACCGGCCUCGACACGAAUGCGUACAUCGACAAUCUCACCGCCGCCGCACUGCCUACCGUUGGUAUCGCGGUCUCAGGCGGAGGCUACCGUGCCAUGCUGAAUGGUGCUGGAGUACUCCAGGCCUUUGACAGUCGCACCCCGGGCUCCACUGCGACCGGCCAACUCGGAGGCCUGCUGCAAUCCACUACAUAUCUCUCCGCUCUUUCCGGUGGAGGCUGGCUCGUCGGAUCUUUGUAUACCAAUAACUUCACCACCGUCAGCAACAUCCUCAAACAAAACGGCAACGCCCCGGCCGCCUCCGAUCUCUGGCAAUUCGAGAACUCCAUCCUUGAAGGCCCGGAUGCCAGUGGUCUCCUUCAGGUAAUCAGCAGCGCCAAGUACUACGCCGAUUUGGUCUCGGAUGUGGAAGGAAAGAAAGAUGCAGGCUUCAACGUCUCCAUCACCGACUACUGGGGUCGUGCGUUGUCGUAUCAGCUCGUUAACGCCUCGAACGGCGGCCCAAGCUAUACCUUCUCUUCCAUUGCCGACCAAGACUGGUUCUCAAGUGGCACCGCCCCCGUUCCUCUACUCGUGGCUGACAGCCGUGCCCCCGGCGAAAUCAUCCCCGCCGCCGAUGGCACCAUCUACACCUUCAGCCCGUGGGAGCUGGGCAGCGACGACCCCACCGUCUACGCCUUCGCCCCUCUGAAGUACGUCGGCACAAACUUUACCGCUGGCACCCCAGCGACCAAGAACUGUGUUACAGGAUUCGACAAUGUUGGCUUUGUCAUGGGCACAAGUAGUUCCCUCUUCAACGCCGCCUUCUCAGAGGUCAACGGCACCUCCACCACCGGCCUCUUCUCCUCCCUCCUGCAAGACGCCCUAUCCGCACUAGCAGGCGACCUCAGCAAAUCAAACUACGACAUCUCCGUCUGGCGCCCCAACCCCUUCUACCACUACAACCCCAAAACCAACACCAACGCCAACAACGAGCAACUCACCCUAGUCGACGGCGGCGAAGACAACCAAAACAUCCCCUUCCACCCCCUCAUCCAACCCAACCGCAACCUCGACGUCAUCUUCGCCGUCGACUCCUCAGCAGACACAAACGCCACCUUCCCCACCACCGGCUCCGCGCAAAACUGGCCCGGCGGUCUCGCGCUCGAAGCAACCUACCAACGCAGUUUCCUGCCCAUCGCGAACGGCACAGGCUUCCCCAAAAUCCCCUCGACAAACACAAUCUUCAACCUAGGCCUCAACAACCGCCCCACGUUUUUCGGGUGCAAUAGCACCACCUCCCCGCUGAUCGUCUACCUCCCUAACGCCCCCUACACCACUACUUCCAACGUGUCGACUUUCGACCUGUCAUACCCUGACGCUCAGCGCGACGCCCUUGUAGCUAAUGGGUACGCGCUCGCGACGCAGCUCAACGGAACUCUGAAUGCCGAGUGGCCCGCUUGCGUAGGCUGUGCGGUUUUGAAACGCAGUCUGGAGCGCGAGGGCCGCGCGACGCCUGCGGUUUGCGAGAGGUGUUUUGAGCGGUAUUGUUGGGAUGGAACGGUGGAUGAUUCGGCGCCGAAGAACUACGUCCCGGCUUUGAAGGGCAAGUAG